Messenger RNA from Aplysia californica (California sea hare), 2494 nucleotides. RefSeq names its product NF-kappa-B-activating protein. Lineage: Eukaryota; Metazoa; Mollusca; Gastropoda; Aplysiida; Aplysiidae. The record is from RefSeq and is a predicted model, not a curated record. The transcript is spliced from 11 exons. Gene Ontology annotation, biological process: regulation of gene expression. The coding region runs from base 149 to 2170 and encodes 673 amino acids. Gene Ontology annotation, cellular component: nucleus. Gene Ontology annotation, molecular function: chromatin binding.
UACAGACAAAAGUAAUGGAUAACUCGUGAACGUACAAGCAUCGAUGUUGAUCUGUUGGUUACGACAAGGAACAGACGAAAUUUGGAAAUAUUUGAGAGUUCAGUACAGUAUCACUUUGGAUUUAUGAGGAAUAUCGAAAGGAUUGACCAUGCCCAGACGUAGAUCCAGCAGCUCUCGAAGUCGGAGCCCAGUACGAAAUGGCCACAGGGGAGGUUCAGUGUCUGACAGUAGCGACAGAAAACCUACUGCUUCGCGUUCAAAGAGAAGGUCUCGUUCUUCUGAGGAGGAACAUCGUUCACUGCACAAUGGUCGCGCUAAGAGAAACACGACAGUUAGGGACAAGAAGCAUCGUCAAAGUCCGUCGUCCUCAGCUUCAAGCAGCAGAUCUCGCUCAGCAGAUUCAGCGUCGUCGAGAAGCUCGGUGAGUUCUGAGCGUGACAGAAAGAAGAACGGUGGAGUAAAAAGUCACAGACGUUCAAAUCGUUCCCCGUCGCCUGAUUUGAGAAAACGCGACUCAUCAAACAAUCACCGGCGUGAAAGACCAAGAUCUCCUGUCCAGAGAAAGUACAGGAGGUCAAGAUCUCGUUCUCCAUCUCCCUAUAAAAAGAGAAGAAUUGGUCGGUCUCGGUCAGAUUCCCGGGAAGAUGAUCGCUCUACGUUUCGCCGACAGUCUCCAGAUCGUAGUAAGGGAAAGAGAAGAUCAAGGUCACCAAAGUUACCUUCGUUGUUAGAUCCAGGCAGGUUUCAGGGCCCUACAGCGGGAUUUGUGGAUGAACGUCAAAAGUCAAAGUCGAGAUCUCCUUCAGUGGGGAAAAAUCACCGGCAAAUGUCACCAACGUCAAGAGAGAGGAAUUUUGCUGAGAAAUACGAAAGUUGGGACAGAGACAACAACCGACCCAUCAGGAAAGGGAAAAGACAGCAUGAGGACUCGUCAGGAAUCAGCGAAUGGAGGAGACAAGAGAGAGAAAGAAUCGGCACGUUUGGUGUGCUGGAGCUGUGGAGCAGGUCGCCGGCACAUGAGGAAGAGUCUGACGUAGAAGAUGAAGGGAAGAAAAAGAAGGACAAGGAAGGAAAAGGGAAGAAAAAGAAAAAGAAGAAGGAAAAGGACGACUCUGAUGAAGAUGAGGGCGACAGUGAUGAUGAUGAUGAUGGCAGUGGAAAGAAGAGGAAAAAGUCCAGCAAGAAAAAGAAACACAAAAAAGACAAAAGGAAAAAGUAUGUCUACCUUUUUCGUAGUGUACAGUUGUGUGAUGUUUGUCUGUGUGUCCAAAAUGUACUCGCGUCAUGGCAGAAAUGUCGGGAACGCCUCAGGAGUUGGUCUGAGUUCCUGCAAGUCACUACGUCAUCUGAUGGCUGUGGAGAGGGAAAUGAUGACUGUAAUGUCAAAGUGUGUAACUGUGGUGAGGAAUAUGACAGCUGUAAUGUCAAAGUGUGUAACUGUGGUGAGGAAUAUGACGGCUGUAAUGUCAAAGUGUGUAACUGUGGUGAGGAAUAUGACGGCUGUAAUGUCAAAGUGUGUAACUGUGGUGAGGAAUAUGACGGCUGUAAUGUCAAAGUGUGUAACUGUGGUGAGGAAUAUGACGGCUGUAAUGUCAAAGUGUGUAACUGUGGUGAGGAAUAUGACGGCUGUAAUGUCAAAGUCUGUUUCAGGAAAUCGAAGAAGUCAAAGAAAGCCAGCAAGAAGAAGAAAAAAGCCAAAGUCAGCGAGACGGAGUCGGAUUCCGACUCAGAUUCGGAGUCCGGGUCAGAUGAUGAACCAGUGUGGCUGGAGAAGACAAAGAAGCCCAAAAACCCUGAUGAUGAGGAGGAGAUCGGCCCGUCGCCGUACGUGGAGAUCAAUGCCCUGACGGAAAGAGAUUUUGGUCGAGCCCUGCUCCCCGGUGAAGGUGCGGCUAUGGCGGCGUACAUCGCAGAAGGCAAAAGGAUUCCCCGGCGUGGAGAGAUCGGACUCACGUCGGACGAGAUCGAAGGUUUUGAGACCGUGGGAUAUGUCAUGAGUGGAAGCAGGCACCGACGUAUGGAGGCCGUGCGUCUGAGGAAGGAGAACCAGAUCUACAGCGCUGACGAGAAGCGGGCGUUGGCGACCUUCAACCACGAGGAGCGCAGCAAGAGAGAGGCCAAGAUCUUGUCACAGUUCAGGUCCAUGGUGCACGAGAGACUGAAACAUUAACUCCCCGAGUCCUGGUCCAAGGCCAAGAAGAGAAGCUGUUUUGGAGACUGUCGGAUUGAACACAUUGUCUAAAUUAUGUGGGAAGGUUUAUGGAUUUCAUCACGGGAUUUUUGUAUGACAUAUUUGUCAUGAGGAAAAUGUAAAUAAAUGACUUCCAAUAAUUUCCAAAUUGUCGAAUGAAGGAGUAAACAAAAGGCUAUUUUGAGCAUGUCGCACUGGACUGAAGGUUAAUGUUUUGGGGAAAAUGUAUCAAUGUAUUUAUGUGAUUUUUAUUCCAUGUUAUGAUUGAAUUAUUUUAAAAAGUCAAUAAAUGACAUGACAUAA